UCUACACAAGAGAAAAGAUCACAGGACGUCUCUGCUUUCACUAUGAAUUGCGUUGCACUGCUUGCUUUGAUGUGCUGGUGCGCAUUGUGUGGGGAGGCGAUGCACCUGAUGCGUCCGCGCCCCUCACCACUGGACAGCGCCGCGUCCUGGAACAACCUAAAUGUGAUGACUAAAAAAGCACAAAGCAGUGACAGAGACCACGAAACCCGACUGAUUCCAGUGAUAACCAGCGAGAUGAUGAAACAAGAAGACACGUGCUGCAUCAACGCAAUGAUCCUUAAUUACUAUCUAGAGAACAUCCUCCAGGAACAUCCCACAGACAGGGACUACCCGAGUAUUGGUUUCGUGAGGUCUGAUCUGCACAGGAUCGCAAAAGAUUUGGAACCACAUUGUAAAAAGGACUAUUCAGAACAUGAGCAUGUUAAACAAUUCACAGAUAAAUACAGAAAAGCGAGGGCUUUGUAUGGGGAUGUGACAAAAGCUCGGAACAAAGCAGUCGGAGAGACGGAUAUUCUCUUCCACUACCUUUACGAAUCCUGCACAGCAAGAAAACGCGUUUGAAGCUCUCAUCAUUUGUACUUGAAUAUUCUAAAAUGUCAUUAUUUCAAUAUGCAAAGAAAUAUUUAUUAUUGAGUUAUUUAUUAUAGCCUAUAUAUAUUUAUUGAGUGUUAUGUCUCAGUCUUUUUUGUAAAUGACAUGGAAAUGUUUUCAUGCCGUGUAUUGUAAAGUCACGCUUGUGGCUAAUAAUUUUGUGACUGACUUGGGCUACACAUCCUAAGCCAGACCACUGCUAAGUAAAUGCAUUAUAAAAGCAUUGUUAAAGACGUCAGUUUGCUUAAAAAUAAACUUUUUUAAACGAAAAUAAACGAAUUAUCUAUAUCUUGCAAAUGCUCUGAAGUAUAUUAUAUAUUGUUAUAUAUUAAUAUAUUGUAUUUUUUACAGUUGGUUUAUCUUUAUGCAUUGAGAUGUAUUUACGCUUUAUUUAAAAUAAAUAAAAAAAUUAAAAAGUA
Paramisgurnus dabryanus is the source of this 1010-nucleotide messenger RNA. It is a transcript of the gene il22, whose product is annotated as interleukin 22. Gene Ontology annotation, cellular component: extracellular region. The record is from RefSeq and is a predicted model, not a curated record. Lineage: Eukaryota; Metazoa; Chordata; Actinopteri; Cypriniformes; Cobitidae.